Acaulospora colombiana is the source of this 4545-nucleotide messenger RNA. The record is from the annotation of a GenBank genome assembly. NCBI's taxonomy places the organism in Eukaryota, Fungi, Glomeromycota, Glomeromycetes, Diversisporales, Acaulosporaceae.
CUCGGAACCAGGCGCCUCACAGACUUUUUCCGCUUGCCUGUCGACUUUAACUUCGACCCGUAUCUUCCGAUUGCGUUCACAUCAUUCAUCUCACCCCGUGUCCAAACCCUUGAAUUGGAGAACACGCAAUCGCCCUCCGCCCUGAUGGAACUCUUCCAUACCUGGAGUUCAAAUCCUUACCAGAUGCGAAUCUUAGGGGAUUAUGAUUCAAUGGUCCUUCCUAAAAUUUAUGCUUGUCUCGUAUCGCCUAGCGUCAAACCCGUCGUCAUUUCGCGUAUUCUCGACAUCGUUGAUCAUAUUUUCACGACCCCAGAUGAAGCCCGCAUAUCCAAGAUCAUUCGGCCCCAUAUUUCUCUACUCAUCACCAACCUCACUACCUUGAUCAAGGAAACCUCUCGUACUGGUACAAUGACUUCUCAAUUGGCCCAAAGACAAAUUGGUAUACUCCGAGCCAUCUGUGACCAUGUCACAGAGGAAGAGCAAGCAACAUCGUUAAUCGACCUCCUAGUACCUUCCCUUCGAAAACCUUCAAAGGUCGUACCCGAAACCGUCAAGGUAGAUCUACUGCAAGCGAUAUGUAGACUUUUACUACUGCUUGAUAUCAGAAAAGACCGAACGGCCGCAUUGACGUCUCAAGUCUUCGAAGCCACUUCGCAGAUGCUACAAACUUUAAGAGUUCGGCAAGCUCGUCUUGCUGCCGUAGAUGUCUUCAUAUCGCUGGCAUCCAAAGAUCCUAAUGUUGCAAGAGUGGCCCCUUUGAUCAAAGACUUGAACUCUUUUGAUCCCCAUCGGCCAGAGGAGCCCGAUUUCGAUAGACGAAUUGCCGCAUUUGGGAUCUUGAACGAGGACCUGUUUGCCAAACUUUCCUCUUCCGAGUGGCUACCCUUGUUACAUAACAUGCUCCAUUUCAUUCACGACAGAGAAGAGCUAUCCAUUAGAGCGAACGCAUCUUAUGCAAUACGUCGCUUUAUUGAGAUGUUGAAAGGCGGCCUAUCCAGUGACAGACAACAGCUUUUCAGCAAAGUUCUCUUUACGGGGCUAAAGAAUGGCCUUCGCACAAAGCACGAGCUCGUCCGUACAGAAAUUAUUGGUAUAAUUGGCUUUGCAGUCAAGGAGUGCCCCCAAAAUCCCAUCAUAUAUGAUAUGGCUCCAUUAUUGGCCAACGGAGACGAAGAGGCCAAUUUUUUCAAUAAUAUCCACCAUAUCCAAAUUCACCGUCGCACUCGAGCAUUGCGCCGAUUGGCUGAACAGUGCGAUUCAAGUGCACUGCGGUCCUCAACAUUAAACAAUAUUUUCGUCCCAAUGAUAAGCCACUUCAUUGAAGACAUAGCGUCAGAUCAUUUACUUGUCAAUGAAGCGAUCAACACACUGGCACACAUCGCGCAAAACCUGAUUUGGAGUCGCUACUACGCCCUGGUACGACAAUACAUGAAAGGGGUUAAAGAGAAGAACGGCUCUGAAAAGCCUCGAAUACGUGGUUUGAUUGCUGUGCUCGGGAGCUUUCACUUCACCAUGGAAGAAAGGGUUCCUAUCAUUUCUGAGGACAAUGAUGAUGACAGUGAUGAAAUUCAGGAGGAACAACUGAAUCAGUCUUCCUCUAACAGUGUCAAAAUCGCGGACGCUGUCAAUAAUCAUCUCCUCCCCUCGCUCUUACGAUUCAUGGAAACACGUGAAGAAACAGAAGAUGUUUUGCGACUUUCAGUGGCCAUGGGAGUGGUGCAAGUAGCGAUGCAUCUACCCGAGGAAAAGCAACGACCUCAAGUCACACGUAUAAUCACAAUUCUCAGCCAAGCUCUUAAAAGCAAGUCCAGUGAGACGCGAGAUACCGCCAGAGAUAUUCUUUGCAAACUCGCGGUUGCAGUUGGUCCUUCAUAUCUUGUGGACAUCAUCAGAGAACUUCGUAUAGCAUUGACCCGUGGGCCUCAACUGCACGUUUUGGCCGUAACUUGCCACUCAUUGCUCCAUCAUCUGACGACCGGAGAGGCUAGUCGAACCACCCCAAUAUCCUUCGAUGAUGUGGCGUCCAGCAUGUCUGAAAUAGCCGCUGAGGUGAUUUUUGGCCAGUCAUCGAAAGAAUUGGUGGAAGACAGUAAGGCCACUAUGCGGGAAGUGCGAAGUGCUUCGUCAAAGGGUCUCGAUUCUAUGACCAUCCUAUCACGAUUUGUUUCACCUUCAUCAAUCAGCCAUGUUCUGACACCAAUCAAGUCUAUUAUGUAUGAAACGGAAUCAACAAAGGUCAUGUCUCUAGUUGAUGAGACAUUGAAGAGAAUAUCAGGUGGACUCAAUAGUAAUACAUCACUUGAUCCGGCAGCCUUGCUUUCGUUAUGCCACAGCUUAAUCAGUCAAAACGCAAAGUUCUUGCAAGAGAAACUAGCGCAAGCUCGGAAAGAGAAGGGUAAAAACGCGUUCACGGUCCAAACGAAGAGGGACUUACCCCAAGCUCUCAAUCACUAUGCUCACAACUCCUAUCGAUUCGUGGUCCUAGGACUUGACUUAUUCGUCGUCGCCUUUCGUCGCAAUCGCUUCGAUUUCAAAAGUCAAGAUACUAUUUCAAGACUAGAACCUAUGCUCAGUGUGAUUGGAAAUACCCUUUAUUCGGCUGCAACAGAAGUAGUCGUAUUAGGCCUCAAAGCAGCAGCCGCCAUCCUCAGAGCUCCGCUUAGCUCUGCAUCCAAGUCUCUUCCUGUGAUCAUUCGUCAACAAGUCCAAAUCAUCAAACAAUCAGGCAGUACCGAAUCAGAGGUUGCUCAGGCAGCUCUCAAAUCUCUUGCCGCUGUGCUCAGAGAGUGUACGGGGGCACAACUCAAAGAGAAUGAUCUAAAGUUCUUAAUCCAAACUAUGGAACCAGAUCUAGAGGAGGUGGAGCGCCAAGCCGCUGUUUUCUCCCUCUUGCGGUCAAUUAUAGCCCGAAAGCUUGUGGUUCCGGAGAUCUAUGAUAUGAUGGAUAAAGUGGCCAGUGUAAUGGUCACAAACCAAUCGACUCAAGUCCAGGAAACAUGUAGAAACAUUCUCCUUCAGUUUCUACUAGACUACCCCCAAGGAAAAGGUCGACUGAGGAAGCAAAUGACCUUCUUGGCUAGCAACUUGGGGUACAUCCAUGAAAGCGGCAGACUCUCAGUCAUGGAAAUUCUAACCGCCAUGUUCAACAAGUUUGCACCAGGGCUACUCGAAGAAUAUGCGGAGCUGUUCUUUGCGUCUCUCGUUAUGGUUCUCGCCAAUGAUGACUCUGCGGAGUGCAGAAAAAAGGCCGCAAAUCUAAUCCGUAGUCUAUAUCAGGUCGUUGGAAAAGAACCCAGAUUGCACAUGUUCGAGCGUUUGCAUAUAUGGGCGUCCCAGGCUUCACCAUCGCACUUGGCCAGUGUAGCGGCGCAGGUGUACGGACUGGUGCUCGAUUCCUCUAUUCAAGAUAUGCAGGGUCGGUUGCCAAUUAUCGUCCAAGAUCUAUAUAAGAUGCUUGAACGUGCAAGUCAGCAACAGGAGAUCCAAGAGUCCUCACUUGAUAUGAUGGAAAUUGACCUCGACUGGCAAAGCCCUUACCAUGCUCUUACAGUCUUGACCAAGAUCGCAAAGUUGCCUUCUGAUACAAUCGACUUGAUGGAUGCCGAAGAGAUAUUUUCGUCAAAGCAUGUAGUCGGGUUAAUGCUUUUCCCCCACGCGUGGGUUAGGAUGGCAGCGUCCCGUCACAUAGGGACACUCUAUUCACUAGACAAACAAAACAAGGGAUUCGAUUCAACACUCUCGGAGUACCAUCCUGCAUCUCCCAAAGGUAUGAUUGUGGUGGCUCAAAACUCAGCGAUUCAACUUCAAAGCGAGAAUCUGGAUCAGCAAUGGGCAUUGCAGAUAGUGAAGAACCUCGUGUACUUGGGCAAGGCAUUUUAUGGACACAAAGGAAGUGCAGACGCAAGCGAGAUGGAGAAUGGCGACUCAUCGGAGGAUGAAUCAGAUACUGAGUCUAAUGAAGAUACUGGUUCCAACAAGGUGAAGAGCAUCGCAAAAGCACCGCUGCCAUGGAUGUUUUCCAGGUUAUCAUACCAGAUCAAAUCAGCUCACAUUGAGCCACCAGCAGCCAUAUUUCAAUGGUUCGCUGCAAUGACAACACACAUGAAUGCGGUCGACGUUGAGAAAUACCUGGUCCAUAUUCUAACGCCUGUCUACCGAAUAUCAGAGGACGAUACCACUCAAGAAGAGCUCAAGGCUACUGCGAGCGAACUCCAGGAUCUCGUCCAGAGUAAAGUUGGUGUCACAGCUUUCACGUCUGUCUAUAGCCAGAUUAGGCAGGGCGCUUUGGCUAUUCAGCGAGAUCGGAAGGCUUCACGCGCUAUGCUGGCUGCUUCAAAUCCCCAACUAGCCGCCAAGAGACAGGUUCACAGGAACUUGUUGAAAAAGGAAAGCAAGAAAAGAAAGUUCAACGCUUUCAGGUUCGCCUCCCUGUGUAUUCUACUCACACAACUGACUCACUCGCAUCCGGCAGAGAACGCAAAGGGUUGCCUUCCAAAAAGAGACGCAUCGACUAAAUCUAGUCACGGUCUUAUGGACAUGCUUUAA